AUGAAACAGUCCAAGUUCUUCAAUUCCAUCAACUUCCCGAAGAGGAAGAAGAGUACCCAAUUCCACACCCAAUCUAAACUUAAUGCAAGAUUUAUACACGAAGAGGUUAAAUUUCAAGCAUGGGAAAGUCACCAGAAAGCAAAACUUGAAGCAGAAAUGAGAAGAAUAGAGGUUAAAGUGGAAGAAAAGACGGCACAUGCACAAGCAAAAAUGUUGAAGAAGGUUGCAAUGUCGAGGCAGAAAUCGGGAGGGAAAAGGGCGGCAGAAGAAGCCGAAAAGAGCGACAGAAGAAGCCGAAAAGAGCUGACAGGCGGCACGGGUGGCGGCACAGACGAAAUACGAUUCCACCAUCAUCACCGCCACACCUGCUGCUGCGGCAGCACAGAACAAUAUAACAGUGACCCAGCAGAGAAGCUUCAAUGGAGGAUAACGACAUUAGAGACUGCUCACAUGACUAUUCCAUAACCUACUUUUAGGAUAAAUCUACAUAUCAAGAACACUUGGGGUUCUUGCAUUCAUGCCUCUACAAUCGUACAAUGUACAAACAUCAUUUAAUCAUUAAAUCCGAGUCAAUAGCUUGACAAAAACAUAGAGGUGGCAAUGGGUCGACAUAGGUUGAGUUCGGUUUCAACCCAUUUAAUAAUUGAGUUGAAAAUUUGAACCCAACCCAACCUGCUUAUUUAAAUGGGUUGAUAUUUCCAACCCAACCCAAUCUUUUAGAUAAAUGGGUUGUCACCGGGUUGACUUGUUUAUGUUGUUUAUGUAGUUCCUAACCAAACCUAUUAAAUAAAUAGGUUAAACUUCGGUUAACCCAUUUAAAAUCCAU
This is a messenger RNA of Lactuca virosa, 826 nucleotides long. Lineage: Eukaryota; Viridiplantae; Streptophyta; Magnoliopsida; Asterales; Asteraceae. The record is from the annotation of a GenBank genome assembly.